UUUUGUUCAUGAGAGCAGAUACAUCGAGGUAGAUAAUAUUAUCCGUUUCCUCUCAGCCUAGCCUGUUCUGUUUCAUUGAAAAUGAUACCAUAAGUUGUGAAUAUAUUUAGCAGUGAUAAUGUUGAUUAAUAUUUUACUGUGCUUAUGUGGAAUAAUUUACACAGUAUAUGGUCAGGGUAAUGCCUCACAAAACAACAACCCGCAACCAACACCCCGACCCACUUCCAAGUACGAAUCAAAGCCAACGGGGACUGACUGGCCUGGGCUAUAUAACGACGGUAGGAACAAUCGCCGCGUUUUAGGAGACUGGUUACUCUACGGAAAUUGGACCCCGAAUUUCAGACCUCCAGCAGACGUCCCAAACGUCGAAUAUGAAGGUUACGACGGCUGGUAUAACAACCUUGCUAGACCAGAUUCAGGAGCCAUAGAUCGACCUCUUAUAAGAAGGUGGCCAGCCGCCUACCAGGAUGGCACAUAUUUACCGUCAGGAUUCGAUAGACCCAACCCGCUUGAACUCAGCGAUCAGCUUCUGAGUGGUAGUAUAGGAAAGUCUUCGAAAGUAGGAAGGAAUGCCCUGUUCCUUUUCUUCGGCCAACAAGUAGUUGAAGAAAUUCUUGACGCCCAACGUCCAGCUUGUCCUCCGGAGUAUUUCAAUAUUCCAAUACCCGAAAAUCAUAAGUAUCAUCUGGGAAAUCCGAAUCAUACUUUCAUGCCCCUGCUACGAACUAGAUACGACAUGAAGACUGGGUACAGUCCCAACAAUCCCCGUCAACAGCUCAAUGAGAUAACCCCUUACUUGGAUGGAGGAUUAUUUUAUGGAAUCACGAAGCAAUGGUCUGAUCAACUGAGAACAUAUUCGAAUGGGACAAUCGAUGAACGGGGUCGUCUAGCAUCUUCACACGAUGGACUUUUUCCAGAAUAUAACACCGCCAGGUUGCCGAUGGCUAAUCCGCCGCCUCCGAUUUAUCAUGAGAGAUUCGUACGAGCCCACGAGACAGCGAAAGUUGACAGGUUUUUCAAACUAGGCAACCCCCGUGGCAACGAAAACGCUUUUCUACUAACCUUCGGUGUGAUGUGGUUUCGCUGGCACAACUACCUUGCUGAAAGAAUCCACUCCCACCAUCCAAACUGGAGUUCGGAGAAGAUUUACAACGAGGCCAGAAAAUGGGUGAUAGCAACCCAACAGCAAAUCGUCCUCUACGAAUGGCUGCCAGUUCUGGUAGGCAAUCUCCCGCGUUACGAAGGCUACGACGUGAGCAUAGACCCCCAAAUAGACCAAUUCUUCCAGUCAGCAGCUUUCCGUUUCGGUCACACUCUUGUAGUUCCUGGUGUCUACCUGAGAAACUACAUUCGGGAAAACUGCACUACAAAAUUCAGGUCGUGGAAACCUAACGCUGUGCGCACUUGCAACAUCUUCUGGAGACCUCAGGAACCGAUGCUGAAUAAGACUGACGACAACAGCACGUUUAUUGAUAUUGACAGACUUCUCAUGGGCAUGUCGGUGCAGCUGACAGAGCGGGAGGAUCAUGUCAUUGUUGAAGACUUGAGGGGAAACGUUUUUGGACCACUGGAGUUUCCCAGAAGGGAUCUCAUGGCAGUCAACAUACAGAGGGGACGGGAUCAUGGCCUACCAGAUUUUAAUUCCGCACGAAAAGCUUUUGGACUAACACCUUACGCAGACUUCAACGAUUUUAAGUAUAUAACGGAAGAAACAAAAACGAAAUUGAGGAACCUGUACAACAAUUCCAUAGAUAAAAUUGAUGUUUGGAUAGGAGGGAUACUGGAAACUAACGAUGGACCUGGUGAAUUGUUUAGAACGAUCAUAAGAGACCAAUUCAAAAGAAUAAGGGAUGGAGACAGGUUCUGGUUCGAGAGAAACAACAGCCUCUUCAGUGAACCUGAAAUUGCUAGAAUAAAAAGUCUGAGUAUUUACGAUAUCCUAAUGGCAGUUACGAAAAUGGAUCCCAAUGACAUUCCAAUAUUUCCCUUUCUGGCCCCAAAGCUUCCGGCGGAUGAACCGCUCAUACAAAAUUGCAAACUAGUAGGAAAUUCGACUGGUUUCCAUUUGCCGCAAUUGAACGAUGAAUUUUUGGCCGAAAAUUGUUCCCAGCCGGGUUCCUACGAUUACUUCAACAACAGCGAGGUGUCCUUUAUUUUGACGUUUACGUUUUUUGGAACCUGCAUACUAGGUACAGCGGGUUUCGUUAUCCUAUUGAUUAAACUGAAAGAACGGGAGAUGGCACAGAUCAAUACAAAAUUUAAUCAAUCAAAAAGGAAAACCCUUCAAACUGAAAGUCGUGUUCACUGGCCAUCGUUCAUUGUUACCGAAUGGGUUGGACCUAAACUUCCAGUGAGAAAAGUGAUAGUGACGUUCAAGUCAGAUUUGAAACAAGUGACUGUGUCUUGUUUCAAUGGCACGCUUCUAAGAGCUCUGGAUUUCAACAGCAGCGCAGGAACUGUGCGAGUCAAAACAUAUGAGAUAACUGAUCGACUAAUGCUCAUUUUGAACACGUCACACAACUAUGAUUUGGUAACGUCUUUUUUGGAAACCGUUGGAGGUAAAGUCGAUGAUAGAGACAUACAAAUCACUGUCAACCACAUGUUGAAACAGGCAGGUGUGGAACACAAAAAGAACAAUCUGACGUUCGAAGACUUCAAAAGAAUGAUCGGCGAAGAUAUCAAGAAUUUGAAUGCCGCCAAGCUGGGCUUCAAAGGAUAUGAGCAAUCGAAGAAGAAGACCUAUCUCGACGAGGCAAAAGAUGUCAUAGAAAAUAUUUAUGAAUUACACUGUUGAAAGGGAACAUUCAGGACUGCGAAGAAUUGCUGGAUACGGGGUGACAAUCACAAGAGGAGCUGCAUCUGCAAUGAUGUUCACAUAUUCAUCGUUGUUGAUAACGAUGUGUAGAAAUAUUCUCACUUAUCUGAGAGAUACGAUUGCCAACAACUAUUUUCCUUUUGACGCCUCUGUGGAGCUGCACAAGUAUAUCGCUUUAUGGGGAUUUGCAUUCACAGUGAUGCAUAUUAUAGGACAUGCGUUCAAUUUCUAUCACAUUUCAACACAAACAGCAGAAGAUCUAACGUGCCUAUUCAGGAACUACUUCAGACCAGUAUUCCUUGAACANCUCGGUCCACUCAUUUUAUACACUUUGGACUGUUUGAUAAGCAUCAGUAGAAAGAAAGUGGAGAUUCCAGUAAUUCGUGCAGAAAUACUACCUUCAAAUGUUACAAUGCUUGAAUUCCAAAAGCCCGAAAACUUCCAAUACAAAGCAGGCCAGUGGGUCCGCUUGGCAUGUAUGGAGUUGAAUGAAAAUGAAUACCAUCCUUUCACUCUAUCAUCAGCGCCGGAUGAAGAUAAUCUGACAGUUCAUAUCAGAUCAGUCGGACCAUGGACCAAUCUAAUUCGAAAAACUUAUGAAACGGCGAUAAGAGACAGUGUUAAACUUCCCAAGCUCUAUCUUGAUGGACCGUAUGGUGAAGGACAUCAAGACUGGAACACAUACGAUGUAGCCAUUUUAAUUGGGGGUGGUAUUGGAGUGACACCCUUCGCCAGUAUUUUGAAAGACGUGACUCAUAAAGCAAACAAAAUCAGAACCCACUGCAAAAAGGUAUACUUUAUAUGGGUAUCCCGGACACAAAAACAGUUUGAAUGGUUGGUGGACAUCAUCAGAGAUGUCGAGAGCAAGGAUGCAAAGAGAAUUGGUGUAUUCAGCUGUGGACCUCCUCCAAUGACAUCUUCAGUCGAUUCAGCGUGCAGCAAAGUGAAUCAGCAAAGCAGUCAAAAGUUUGAACAUCAUUUUAAAAAUUUCUAACUUUCUAUUCGUAUAAUAUAAUCUCAUUCACGGAA
Molecule: messenger RNA, 3844 nt
Organism: Leptinotarsa decemlineata (Colorado potato beetle)
Lineage: Eukaryota; Metazoa; Arthropoda; Insecta; Coleoptera; Chrysomelidae
Product: dual oxidase 1
Biological process (GO): response to oxidative stress; defense response; superoxide anion generation
Cellular component (GO): plasma membrane; NADPH oxidase complex
Molecular function (GO): calcium ion binding; peroxidase activity; superoxide-generating NAD(P)H oxidase activity
Source: RefSeq, a predicted model, not a curated record